AGCUGUGAACCAAUUGAUUCACGCUUAAGCCUUGUGUUUUUUCCGACUUUACAAGGCUGCUAGGAAAAGUGGGGGAGUGACGACUUGUUCCUGGAAGAGCCAGCCUGCGGAGUCAGUCACAUUUUUGGCUGGGAUUCAAUGACUGAGCCAGACACACACAAACACAGAUAGGGGCUGCGAGGGAGAGAGAGGGGCGAGUGAGUGAGCAAGCGCAACCCAGCUCACAGACUAGCCAUCUCCAGUACACAGGCAUAUCGAACAGCAGGGGCAGACAGAGUGUAUGCGUGCGGCUAUACUGCAGUAUUCCACAGUUUAAAGGAGGUUCCACGCGGGUUAUUACUGUGUUUUAUACCGGAUACAUAGAGGGAGAAGGCUUUGCUUUAUCGGUCGAUACUUUUUCUGAAACUUCAAAAGCAUUAUUAAUUUUUUGGAGGAGUUUCAGAGGGACGCGUUUUAGAUAUGGACUGUCAGGAGUGUACUGCAGGGAAAGACUCGCCCGUGUCACCAUUCGCUUAGUAGGCUAGUCAACGGAAUUGGAAACUCACUGCUCGGUACUUUUUUGUGGAUGUUUGAUGAAGCGCUUUCUGCACUUGGCUAAUUCUCGGAGACCUUGGAUUUACAAGGAACCCGAACCUAUCGUGGCGUUCAAUUGUUUUAGUUUGCCCCAGUUGAAAGGAACUCUCGCUUUCAAAGUCGUAGUGAAAACAUGGAGACUGUAACUCGACAAAGCUUCCAACCUCACCCAGGACUGCAACAAACUCUCAAGCAGUUUCAUCUGAGUUCUAUGAUCUCCCUCGGCGGACCGGCGGCGUUUUCUGCUCGAUGGCCACAUGACCUCCUGUUCAAGAAGGAUGGGAAAGAGCCCGAGCCCGUGCUGCAUCUUCCAAUGCAGCCGCCGACAGUGAUGCCGGGACCACUCUUCAUCCCCUCCGACCGCUCCACUGAGAGGUGCGAGACGGUCCUGGAGACCGAGACUGUCUCCUGUUUCGUGGUCGGCGGCGAGAAACGGCUGUGCCUGCCGCAGAUCCUCAACACCGUACUGCGGGAUUUCUCCCUUCAACAGAUCAACUCGGUGUGCGACGACCUCCACAUCUACUGCUCCAGGUGCACGGCAGAACAGCUGGAGAUCCUCAAAGUCAUGGGAAUUCUCCCCUUCUCGGCGCCUUCCUGCGGACUCAUCACCAAAACGGAUGCGGAGCGCCUGUGCAAUGCCCUGAUUUACGGAGGUACCUACCCGCCGCACUGCAAGAAAGAGUUCACGGGCUCACUGGAGCUGGAGUUUACGGAGAAAAGCCUCAAAAUAUACCACGAGUGUUUCGGAAAGUGCAAGGGUCUCUUCGUCCCGGAGCUGUACACCAGCCCCAACGCAGCCUGCAUCCAGUGCAUGUACUGCAGACUCAUGUACCCGACCCAUAAGUUCGUGGUGCACAGUCACAAAUCGUUGGAAAACAGGACUUGCCACUGGGGCUUCGACUCCGCCAACUGGAGGGCAUACAUCCUCUUGGACCAGGAUUACACAGGGAAAGAGGAGAAGGCGCGCCUGGAGCAGCAUUUGGACGAGAUUAAAGAGAAAUUUGAUUUCGCCAACAAAUAUAAGAGGAAAGCAUCCAGGGCGUCAGAUCCCAUUCCAGCCAAGAAGUCUAAACAUGAAGACUUCCCAUCGCUAACCCUGUCCGAGAAGCAACCGGAUUGGCUACGAUCCCUCUCGGCUUCGGCCAAUAAGGGGCUCAACUGCUUCCAGCCCAGACAGAGGCCCUCGGCUUUCAGGCCCUGGUCCCCUAACCUCUCAGCUGGGGACAAAGACAUGCCCAGCCGCCCUCUGGCUCUCCUGAGAGACAGCCUUUACAACUUCAAGACCAUGGAGAACGCUGUGUCCCCAAACGUGGCCCUCACACCCCCACCCCUGACAAAGGCAGGGCCUCUGUCGCCGUCCGUGCCUAGCACCUCCCACCCCAGUGCCGGCAAGGCCCCAGGAAAGGGGGCCAGCCCCAUAUCCAGGACCCGGAAGAGGAGGGCCACAGGGGAGCUCCCGCACCCAGGCCACGAGCCCCCCUGCUCCCCUGCAGCCAGCAAGCUCCCACCCCAGGAGAACAAGGACUCAGAAGUGGAGAUCGAGGUGGAGAGCCGAGAGGAAUUCACAUCGUCCCUGUCCUCCCUCUCCUCCCCAACCUUCACCUCCUCCAGCUCUGCCAAGGACAUAAGCUCGCCCGGCGCCCAGGUCCCAGUGUGUACGGUGACGUCGGCGGUGUUGAGCCCCGAGGACGGCCCUCUCGCUGGGGUAGCAGCAGCAGCAAUGGCGGUGGUGUUGGCCCCUGAGGGCCCUGGGCCGGGGGGUCUGGAAUCAGAGUUGGAGAUCCUGAGGCAGGCGCUGGACAGCGGGCUGGACUCCAAGGAGUCUAAGGAGAAGUUUCUGCAUGAGAUCGUCAAGAUGCAGGUGAAGCAGGAGGAGAAGCUGGGCUCAGCCCUGCAGGCCAAACGCAGCCUUCAACAGGAGUUGGAGUUCCUGCGAUUGGCUAAGAAAGAGAAGCUCAGGGAGGCCACGGAGGCCAAGCGGAACCUGAGGAAGGAGAUUGAGCGCCUUCGUGCCGAGAGCGAGAAAAAGAUAAAGGAGGCAAACGAGUCACGCGUGCAUCUGAAGAGGGAGCUGGAGCAUGCCCGGCAGCUCAGAGUGUGUGACAAGGGCUGCGAGGCAGGUCGCCUGCGCGCCAAGUACUCCACACAGAUCGAGGACCUGCAGAUGAAGCUCCAGCAUGCCGAGGCGGACCGCGAGCAGCUCCGGGCAGACCUACUGCAGGAGCGGGAAGCCAGGGAACACCUGGAGAGAGUGGUCAAGGAGCUGCAGCGGCAGCUGUGGCCCAAGGAGCAGAACACGCCUACCGAGGACAACCCCGUCAACAACUAACCCUUCCCAUGAACAACCCCGCGCCAAUCCCCCACUAUCAGCACCCAAAAUAAAACUACGCCUGAGACCACCGACACAGAAUAGAGAAAAGAAGAAAUAUCAAACCUCUAUGUUUGCGUGUAUCCAUCCUCACACAAAUUGUAUGAGUGCUUGGAUGCAUCCUUGGAGAGAGAAACAAAGGAAAUCAAACUUGGUAUUUGUACAUUUGUACCAAGUUGUUGGUAUUUGUACAUUUGUACCAAGUUGUUACUAGUUGUUGGUAUUUGUACAUGUACCAAGUUGUUACUAGUUGUUGGUAUUUGUACAUGUACCAAGUUGUUACUAGUUGUUGGUAUUUGUACAUAUACCAAGUUGUUACUAGUUGUUGGUAUUUGUACAUGGACCAAGUUGUUACUAGUUGUUGGUAUUUGUACAUGGACCAAGUUGUUACUAGUUGUUGGUAUUUGUACAUGUACCAAGUUGUUACUAGUUGUUGGUAUUUGUACAUGUACCAAGUUGUUACUAGUUGUUGGUAUUUGAACAUGUAGCAAGUUGUUACUAGUUGUUGGUAUUUGAACAUGUACCAAGUUGUUACUAGUUGUUGGUAUUUGUACAUGUACCAAGUUGUUACUAGUUGUUGGUAUUUGAACAUGUACCAAGUUGUUACUAGUUGUUGGUAUUUGAACAUGUACCAAGUUGUUACUAGUUGUUGGUAUUUGUACAUAUACCAAGUUGUUACUAGGACAAGCACUGAAACGCACCUCUCCUCCACAAACUGAAAAUUGGAUCGGAAGAAAAAUAUAUAUAUAUAUAUAUAUUUAGCACAACAUUUUGUUGAGCCUGUAUUUUCUGAGACAGAAACUGGUGAACAUUUUGGAUAAAAACUUUUCUAUGAUAAAAAAAAAGAUAACAAUACAAUAAUUUUACAACUGGCCUGUUUAGAGACAAAAUGGAGGGCUGUCAAAAUGGCAGAGGAGCCAGGAAGUAGGACUGGACUCCUCAGGCGUGCCCCAGCAGGGCUUCUGCUUCGUUUCCUGUGAAGAAGUUGGAGAAUUUCAUGACCUUAUAAGCUAUUUAAGAGACUGCAUAACGAUAUGUAAAAAAAAAUGUACGAAAACAUUUUCUUUGCUUCUUUGUGCUAUAAGAGUUUGGAGACAAAAAAAUAUGGAUUUAUAAAAAAUAUUAACAGACAGCAAGCAAGACAAACUACCACCAGUGCCAUCAUGGUUAGUCGGUGUGUAGAGGAGGCCAUUCUGAUCCAUUGAGGAAAAGUAUAACGCUUGUCUACUAUUCCAUUAAUACAUCAUGAAGUUUACUAUGGAAGGGGUCAGAGGAUUGCAUUGGACUAGAUGUUUUCUCUCUUUGACACAGGUGCUGUAUCUGUGUGUUCUGGCACACCUCUUAGAGUGAGCAUUUCAUUUAGAUAUUAACAACAAGAGAUGUUCACACAAGCACACCGAAACAGCAUACACACUUGUCUUCAUUAUGUGUCUGUGAGCAUUUGGGUUAAAACCCAAAAGUCUUAUCUUAUAAAGAUAAACUUUGUGAUAAUUUUGUAUCUGGGUGCAAUCUGAAGCCCAGAUUUGAACACAGGACUUCUGCUGGGUUUCCCCCUGGGACUGUUGGUUAAAACUAGCUGAACCCGGCUUUACUGCUUUCCAUUUGAUUAGCGAGAGUUGGCAUGACUUGCUCAAAUGAAGAUCGAAAAUACAAUUUUUGAAUACUAUGAUUUUAGGGCUGGAAGUGGCGCCUUUAGCCAGAACCACAACAUUUUAUUUUUUAAUUAAAUGAUGGUAUGUAAAUAUAUAUAUAUAUAUAUAUAUAUGUGUUUUGUUUUUUUACAAUAAUGAAUCGCACUUUGUCAUUACAAAAUACUGUUAUAAUGCCUUAUACUCCCAUUAUUGUCUUCAAUCUUACAUUGGAGAGGAUAUAUCCAUGACAACAACAAUACAAAUCCAAGUGAGCAUUUUGUUAUUAUAUGCAACUCAUUUAAAUGCAAUGUAAUCAUGUGUUUAAGACAAAAUAUUGUAAAUAAAAAGAGAGAAAAGGGGUCUACAUGCUUGCUUGCUGAUACAGUUUGGGCUGUUGGAAAAAUGUAAUUCCAAUCUUUUUUGGCACUAAUCAUACCAUUUUUGUUGUCAAUUAACAAUUAAAGACAGUGGGAUGUAGGGUUGCAAGAGAGAAAAUGUCAUGGGCGUCCAACUCUCCUAAAAUGGAUGUAGGGUUGCAAGAGAGAAAAUGUCAUGGGCAUCCAACUCUCCUAAAAUGGAUGUAGGGUUGCAAGAGAGAAAAUGUCAUGGGCGUCCAACUCUCCUAAAAUGGAUGUAGGGUUGCAAGAGAGAAAAUGUCAUGGGCGUCCAACUCUCCUAAAAUGUUGGUAUUUAUUAAUAGGACAAUGAUUCACCCACGUUCCAAGGUGUGAAACACAGUGCUUUUAGACCAAUCAUGGGAAGGCAGUGAUUAUGACAGUCUGAAGACACAUUGCUCAUAUAUUUACCAGAAAAAAAAACAUAAAGAGGAUUCAGAAAAAAUGAUAUAGAUGAUUAAUAAAAAAUACAUUUUUAUAAUGCUCCAGUUCAGAAUGCAAAUUACAAUGUACAUUGUGUUUAUGCUUUUUUCCCUUUGGUUGUUGAUGUUGUUGUUUUAAAUGUGGGAUAUUUUUAUGGCUUGUUUCUUAUGUUCCUUUUUUUCCAAUAGAAAACUCAUAUAUUUUCAUUCAUAUGCAUGACAUUUGAGAAGGUUUGCCAUGCAUAUAGUCAUUAUUGGGCAUUGAUAGUGUACAUGUAAGGAUUGUAUUGUGUUGUACAGCAAGCCUGUCUUUUCUAGAGGAAUCUAACCAUGUUCAUUACAUAGUUCAAGAAAAAUAACUUUACACGUACGCGCAAAAAACCACAACCUGAAGUUCAAACACAAUGCUGGACAACCUCAAGUGCCUGAAAGUGGGCAGAGGCUUUUCCAGAUCAGGAACACUGGCGAUGAAGUAACUGUUUGUAUUUGGCCUCAGUAGGAACGUGCUCAAGAGUCAACUCCACCAUGGGAUGUCAUUACCGUCACAGUGCAGAUGUCAUGCCUGUCACACAGUGCAGAUGUCAUGCCUGUCACACAGUGCAGAUGUCAUUACCGUCACAGUGCAGAUGUCAUGCCUGUCACACAGUGCAGAUGUCAUUACCGUCACAGUGCAGAUGUCAUGCCUGUCACACAGUGCAGAUGUCAUGCCUGUCACACAGUGCAGAUGUCAUGCCUGUCACACAGUGCAGAUGUCAUUACCGUCACAGUGCAGAUGUCAUGCCUGUCACACAGUGCAGAUGUCAUUACCGUCACAGUGCAGAUGUCAUGCCUGUCACACAGUGCAGAUGUCAUGCCUGUCACACAGUGCAGACACUGUCGACGGAGGGGACAUUCUCUCUUCUCUCUGCACUAUCCCUCUGGAUAGGCCUGACUUGACUACAUGGCUCAAGCUACAAGAUGCAGCUUUUUCCCCCCAGUAUUUCUAACCCAAUGCAGUUUAAGGCGGUAAUUACAUUUACUCUUCUUCUUUUUGAACAGAAACAAUUUAACGACUUAUAAUUAUUUAAAAAUAAAAAAUAAAAAAAAAUCUAAUGAGGCAUUUUGAAUGAUCCCUUUAAUUCAUUCAGAAAUGUUAUUUUUGAGAUAUGCAUGUCAAAAAUAAUUCUAGGUAACAACAGAUACCAUAGCUAUGCGGUAUUAUGAGGUUCACUCUAGGUUGUAGAAAAAGAUGACCUACCAUUUUUAUGUGAUUUGGUCUGUCUAUCCAAAGGUGGACAUCUCUAACUAGUGAAGAAGGCAUUAUGUCCAAGCCCCAUGUCUUAACAAACAUUAGAAAGGCCAAUGUUAUUUAGAGACUGACACUGAGUCUGUGACUUUUGCAGACCUAAAAUUGGUACAUUUUAUAGUUGUUUUUACACUCGAGUGAAUUGAUAUUUGUAGUUUCCUUUUCAUGGUUUUCUACAAAAAAAAGGGAGAAAAUGACGACAUUGGCUCUUUGCUCCCAAGUAAAAGAAAAAAACGGAUAAAUGAUUUAUUAUUUUUUAAAUAAGAAUCAUUUUGCUAAAUGGAGGACAAAGAAGAAGCAAUAACAGUAGAACAUAUACAACUAGCCAGUGUGAAGAUUUAAAAAUAAGAAUUUUACAAGUGUAUAUAAUCUUUCAUUUUUACAAUAUUGUAUUAUAUAUGUACAUGGUGUUUCCUUUUUAUCCAAAACAAAAUCUUUUCUCACAGCUGUCUUGUUUUGUUUUGGCUUGUGUUUUAACCAAGAACAUGUUUCAAAAACAGUUAUUGCAUUAGAGAAUAUUCUCUACGUAAACAUGUUGCUUAUCCAAUUAUUUCCAUUUUUAUUUUACCUUAAGGUCUUUAUAUUGAAAUACUUUUUUCACCGGUUCAUUUAUUCAAUAUCAGAUAGUGUACAGAGCCUUCACAAAGUGUUCAUACCCCUUGACUUAUUCCACAUUUUGUUGUGUUCCAGCCUGAAUAAAACAAGUUUUAAAUAUAUUUUUUGUCUCACCCAUGUACUCACAAAACCCCAUAAUGACAAAGUGAAAACAUGUUUUAGACAAUUCUGCUAAUUUAUUGAAAAUGAAAUACAGAAAUAUCUUAAUUUACAUAAGUAUUCUCAUCCCCGAGUCAAUACUUUGUAGAAGUACCUUUGGCAGCAAUUCCAGCUGUGAGUCUUUCUGGGUACGUUUCUAAGAGCUUUCCACACCUGGAUUGUGUCACAUUUGCCCAUCAUUAUUUUUUUUAAAUCUUCAAGCUCGGUCAAAUGGGGUGUUGAUCAUUGCUAGACAACCGUUUUCAGGUCUUGCCAUAUAUUUUCAAGUAGAUUUAAGUCAAAACUGACUCGGCCAUUUAGGAACAUUCAGGGUUUUCUUAGUUAGCAACUCCAGUGUAGAUUUGGCCUUGUGUUUGAGGUUAUGGUCCUGCUGAAAGGGGAAUACAUCUCCCAGUGUCUGGUGGAAAGCAGACUGAACCAGAUUUUCCUUUAGGAUUUUGCUUGUGCUUAGAACCAUUCUGUUUCUUUUUUUAUCCUGAAAAGUCCUUCACGAUUAUAAGCAUACCCAUAACAUGAUGCAGCCACACUAUGCUUGAAAAUAUGGAGAAUUGUACUCAGUCAUAUGUUGUAUUCAGGACAAAAAGUUAUUUCACUCUGUCAAUUAGGUUAGUAUUGUGGAGAACUACAAUAUUGUUGAUCCAUCCUCAGUUGUCUCCUAUCACAGCCAUUAAACUCUAUACUUUUUUAAAAGUCACCAUUGGCCUCAUGGUGUAAUCCUAGAGUGGUUUCUUUCCUCUCCGUCAUUUGAGUUAGGAAGGACGCCUCUUUGUAGUGACUGCGUGUUUUGAUACAACAUCCAAAGUGUAAUUAAUAUGCUCAAAGGGAUAUUCAAUGUCUGGGAUAUUCAAUGUCUGUUUUUUUACCCAUCUACCAAUAGGUACCCUUUGUGGGGCAUUGAAAAACCUCCAUGGUCUUUGUGGUUGAAUCUGUGUUUGAAAUUGACUGCUCGACUGAGGGACCUUACACGUAAUUGUAUGUGUGGGGUACAGAGAUGAGGUAGUCAUUCAAAAAUCAUGUUUAACACUAUUAUUGCACACAGAGUGAGUCCAUGCAACGUAUUAUGUGACUUGUUAAGCACAUUUUUACUCCUGAACUUAUUUAGACUGGCCAUGACAAAGGUGUUGAAUACUUAUUGACUCAAGACAAUUCAUCUUUUCGUUUCUAAUUUGUUAAAAUUUCGGAAAACAUAAUUCCGCUUUGACAUUAUGGGGUAUUGUGUGACUCUAAAUGUAAUACAUUUUAAAUUCAGGCUGUCACAACAAAAUGUGGAAAAAGUCAAGGGGUGUGAAUACUUUCUGAAUGCACUGUAUGGAAUGUGUUAUUCAAUGUGUUUCUAUGGGUUAAUAGCAGUAAGGCCAAAUUCAAUGUUUCAUCAAGUAAUGGUAGAAAUGGGUCAGAACUAUCGCCACCUCGCAGGUUUUUUACCCAUCCUCAUGUAUAUUUUAGCCCUACGCUGCUGCUAAUACUAUAUCAACUUUACAAUUCUAGAAAUAUUUUUAUGUAAGAGGUAAAUGUAUGCUUUCUCGUUUAUUAAUGACGCAUAUAUAGUAUGAGGAAAACGCUUGGCUUAUUUAUCUACUCCUUCCUCUCCCUUGCCCCCCCCCCCCCCCCCAUCCAUCGACACCCUCUCACAACACGGACUAUAUUGUAAAGUAAAGGACUUUAUGAGAUUAUGUUUGGAAAUAGCUAUGCUUAUAUACCACAGUGACUGAAUGUACAGUGUAUAGAUGCAUUAGCAGAAAUAAAGUUGUUUGUCCAGAUUAAA
Messenger RNA from Oncorhynchus nerka (sockeye salmon), 9213 nucleotides. RefSeq names its product ski oncogene-like. Bases 707 to 2902 code for a protein of 731 amino acids. The record is from RefSeq and is a predicted model, not a curated record. The transcript has 6 exons. Gene Ontology annotation, biological process: negative regulation of transcription by RNA polymerase II; negative regulation of BMP signaling pathway. Gene Ontology annotation, molecular function: RNA polymerase II cis-regulatory region sequence-specific DNA binding; DNA-binding transcription factor activity, RNA polymerase II-specific; SMAD binding. Lineage: Eukaryota; Metazoa; Chordata; Actinopteri; Salmoniformes; Salmonidae. Gene Ontology annotation, cellular component: nucleus.